Myzus persicae (green peach aphid) is the source of this 435-nucleotide messenger RNA. RefSeq lists its product as uncharacterized. The coding region runs from base 1 to 435 and encodes 144 amino acids. The record is from RefSeq and is a predicted model, not a curated record. The transcript is spliced from 2 exons. Lineage: Eukaryota; Metazoa; Arthropoda; Insecta; Hemiptera; Aphididae.
AUGCAGAGCCAAAAACCUGAAAAGUGGUCGAAUGACCAAAUAGAAAUUUUGAUUGAUGCAUAUAAAGAAGAGCUCUGCUUAUUUGCAACAAAUCUAGCCACGUAUCACAAUAAGCACUUAAGAGCGGAUGCUAUGGAACGUGUGUAUAAAGCUGUGUUGAGUUUAAGGCCAUCAACUAGUAUGAAAGAAUGUUCGACAAAAUUCCAUAACCUACGAAACCAAUUCAACAUUGAAAAUGCCAAAGUAAAAACUUCGUUCAAAAGUGGGACUGGUACUGAUGACAUUUACAAACCAUCCUUAUGGUAUUAUGAAAAACUUUUAUUUCUGGAUCCUUAUGUGACACCCCGUAAAAGCCGGAAUUCAAUGGAAAACGAAGUAAAAAAACCAGAUUCACCAUGUGAGGUAGGUACAUUGGGAUUGAAAUUAGUAUUUUGA